Messenger RNA from Ectocarpus sp. CCAP 1310/34, 1482 nucleotides. Lineage: Eukaryota; Phaeophyceae; Ectocarpales; Ectocarpaceae. The record is from the annotation of a GenBank genome assembly.
AUGACAUCUUGGGAACACGAUGCACAAAAGCACGGCCGACAACCGCUGUAUGCAGCCUCAACGCAGACUGGCGGUGGUCUCCCAGUUAUCUCCCCCGAGGACACCACGAAUUGCAAGGUGCUGGAGGUAGCAGGCGAUGGUCAUUGCCCUCUGCACAGCAUCUACAGGCUGCUGCACCCCGAGCGAGAUAGCGUCUUCGGUGCACUAGCAAGCGAGAUAACACAGAUCUGCGAAGAUAUCGCCCUGGAAAUGAUAGCAGCUGUUUUCUCUGAGGACUACAAGCAGCUAGUGGACAACACGGUGUCUGACGAGGAAAUGCUGAGACUUGGCAAGCUCGCCUACGAGAGGGGUUUCUACCGAAAGCGCACCCCCUCCACCGGCCGAGCUGCAAGAGCUGUAAGACGCAAGCCACUGAAGACUGUGCGAGAGGUGGUGGCGGGCAUCGAGGAUCAACUGGAGCACGAUUACUUGGCGGUAGGCGACACCACGGGCUGUUUCGUUGGCGAUCUUUAUCGGGAUGAGUUUCUGCACCUGCAACGUGGCGGAAACAAAUUCAACCACUUUAGCGCCAUCGUGAUCCCACAAGAAUCCGUCCCAUGGGCAAAGCCGUACAUGCUACAACGGGGAUCCUCUGGUCGAUCUGUGCUUGGGCACGAGAAGCCUCCAGACAAUUUUUGCCCGUGCCCAACCACAUCGGACAAGCGUCCGAUGAAACAUCAAGGCUCUCCCGUGCCGAUCGACGUGGAUGACGAGACCGAGACAAGCAGCAGCGUGCGAUCGCGACGUUCUCUUGGAGGUGCCCGGCCCGUCAAAACGGCGUCACCCAGGGAUGUACCGGAGCGGAAGGCGACGCCGCCUGGGAAAGCGGUGACGAAGCCCGCGGUACUUCCUUCCGCCAGCGGCAUGUCGGCAACGACCAGGUCGAAGGAGAAGCCGAUGCCGAAGGAGAAACCACUCGAGCUCUACAGCAGCAAAGCGGAAGAUACUGCGGGGUCGGAGACGCUAGAGGGAGGUGGUGCCGGCGUAGCUCCCUCAAAAAAGCAGCGUGGAAAGCGGGGGCGCCGCAGCACUUGCACUGCAACAUUCGCAAGCGGCCCUAAGCAAGGGGGGCCCUGUGGGGCCGAAGCGAAAUCUCCCUGCGGUAUGUUCUGUAAUGAGCACAGCCGGCAGGGUAGUCGGAGCCGUACGUGCGGUAGGGGUGGAAAAGGGGGUGAUGACGAAGCGGAGUACGAACAGGAGCUUGAGGGGGACGACGACAUGAGUGACGGCGGUAGUGAGGGUGAGUUUCCGGGGGACGCAGUAGACUACGACCAGGAUGUGUUCGUGAGUGGCAAGAGCCCUCAGCAGGUCAAGGCGAUGGUGGACAAGAUACAGGAGGCCUGGGGAAAGGAGGCCCUGGCUUUCAUCUUUGGGUUGGUGCAAAACACCAAGCAACUCGUGCAAGACCGCAACGUAAGGAUGGGCGCAUUUCUUUUUCGGUGA